AUGUUCGAAAAGUUUUCUUAUAUCUUACUCUUCAUUCAAUCAAUAAUUGCUUGUAACGCUAUUGACACGUAUUCUAUAGUUGAACAAACAGGAGCAACAGUAACAACAACACCUCAACCUCUCUUGACAUCAUUAGAAGAACUGAACAAAGAAUUUCGACGUCACUAUAGAAACGCUCUUGAUGAUUAUUGGCGUUUAACAAGUGAAAAUGGUACAGUCUUCAUCAGAAAUGGCGGUUCUCUAACUUUUAUUCACAAAGGAAUUCGUUAUCCAACAAUCAAAACAAUUCCACAGAGUUUUCAUCAAUUAAAAACUAUUGCACAUAUUCCAAUUACUGUCUAUCUUCUUUGCAACAAUUUGCCUACUGUGUCCGAUGAUACACUCGAACAAUAUUGGAAACAAUUGAAUAAUCUUCAGUUGCCAGAUUCAAUCGGAUCGGAACGUCAGUCAGCACUUCGAAUUAUACAUGAAUCUCGAACAUUCAUUCGACAAAAAAUCAACAAUAAAAUGUCAGUUGAUCAAAAGAGUCUAACGACCUACAUUCAACAUAUCUGGAAUGACUCUUCUGCUCUGAUAGACGCAGCUGCUAUCGCUAAUUUGAAUUCCACGCAUCAUAUCAUUCAAAAAUGGCUGAAUGAACAUAAUAUCAAUCGACACGAUCCAUCAAUAAAAGUGAUAGUUAUCGGUCCUCAAUCAGCUCGUCAAAAUAAUUUCGAUACUACGUAUUUUGAAUAUCUUCUUGGUGACGAUCAAAAACAAAAUGUUUUCUACAUUGAAGAAAUAUACAAUGAUGAAAAUAAAGUGAUUUCAAUUUUCUCUAAUUGGUUUCUUCAAGAACAAUUGAGUAACAUUUUUUUCAAUGAUAAUAAUCGAAUGCAUAGUGAUUUACUAAUGACUGACAAUGUACGACAACACAUGAUCGAACAAAUACUUCUUUGUUAG
Messenger RNA from Rotaria sordida, 942 nucleotides. NCBI's taxonomy places the organism in Eukaryota, Metazoa, Rotifera, Eurotatoria, Philodinida, Philodinidae. The record is from the annotation of a GenBank genome assembly.